Triticum dicoccoides is the source of this 2005-nucleotide messenger RNA. RefSeq names its product putative F-box protein At3g17500. Lineage: Eukaryota; Viridiplantae; Streptophyta; Magnoliopsida; Poales; Poaceae. Gene Ontology annotation, molecular function: protein binding. The coding region runs from base 170 to 1768 and encodes 532 amino acids. The record is from RefSeq and is a predicted model, not a curated record. The transcript is spliced from 6 exons.
UCCCAUCUUUUAUUUCUCUCAUCUCGCGGGGGCCAAGGCGCCGGCGGAGGAGCUCAUCUGAAUUCGCCCAGUUUAUCCAGUCUCCGACUUCGUUUGCCUUGCCAGUCCGUGAAACUCUUGAUUGCAUAAGGAUCUGGUAGUGCUCUCACUGUGGCUUUCGACCGAAACCAUGGCGAUGCAGCCAGCAAAGAAGAAACGCCUGGCCAGCUUGCCGCAAGAUCUCAUCGAGCUGAUACUUGUGAGGCUUCCAGUGAGCGAUCUGCUGAGGUGCUGUGGUGUCUGCAAGCAGUGGGAUGGCAUCAUCCGGGAUCCGCAGUUCACCAUGGCACACCUCAGGCGUGCGCGGCCUCGCCCCCUUUUAUUUUUCCAACGAGGCCGGGCUUCAGGCAAGUCCUUCCCUAGCGAAGCAGUCCUCUUUGAUGAGGCCUGGUCGCCAUCGACACGGGAUGUGCCCGUGAUUGAUCCUGAUGAUUUCUUGUGCGCUUCGUGCAAUGGCCUUGUUUGCUUGUACUCGAGUAACUCAACCAUCAAGAUAGCCAACCUCGCUACCGGUGAAAGUAUGCACCUAGCCAAACCCGUCAAGUACGCGACGGAAGAUCAAUCUUCGUUCUACAGCUUUGGUUUCAGCCCAGCUACAAAUGAAUACAAGAUCGUGCACUUUCUUCCGGGCCAGAAGCUCCAUCCUGAUGGUGGUUCCUUCAGUGUCAUUCAAGUUUACACGCUAGGCGAUGACAAGUGGAGGGACGUCAGAACUCUAGAAGUUGUAAGCCUGUACUGUGUGAAACAAAGUGGAGUUGUCAAUGUUGACGGAGCAAUGUACUGGCUAACCCAUGACAAAGAAAGCAACUGGCGACGGGCCGUUAUAUCCUUUGAUCUCAGAGAUGAAUGUCUAGAAAUAAUACGGUUGCCCAAAGUUGAUUUUGCGGAUCCUGCAUUUGCUAAUCCGUUCUGUUACUGGAUCACGGAGAUAGAUUCCAAGGUGUCUGUGGCUGCUGUUCAAGCCAGAAGAGAUUCCGUGCUCGCAAGGAAGCUGCAUAUCUGGACACUUGACAACAAGGUAGAGAAAAGCUGGACCCAGAAGUAUAGUAUUGAGUUGCCAGCACUUAGCGUUCUUGGACCGCAUUUCAUCUACGAGGAUAAGAUUAUCAUGCAUAGUCGUAAUGGUGGCAUAUAUUGCCAUGAAUUGACAAGCCAGCGAUUUACGAUUGACGAAACCAAGUUGGUGAAGCUGUUAGAUUCCAGCCCCCGCAGCUACGAGAAUACGCAAUCCUAUAUGUGUGUGAAGUCACUUGUUCGGUUGGAUGCAUACAAGAAGGCCGGUAUGGUGCGCACGCGAAAGCGAAAAGAGGGUUGGAAAUUGAAGAAGUGGGAGGCGUGGGAACAUGACCGUUCUAAGAUACAGGAGCUGUGGAGAUCAGGCCAUCGGAUUCAGCAAAGGAUGCAUGAAAUGGCACAUGUGAUCGGCGCAGCCAUCAGUCUGAACUUGCCUGCCCCACCAGAUCAGCAGGAUAGCCCCCACCGACGGCUUAAUUGGGUGGAGCAGAGGCGGGUGACGGACAUGCUGGAGUCUCAUGUUGAUAGUUUGGAUGCUCCAUGGAAGGUCUUAGUCCAGGCAGCUGACGCCUUCAGUAGUGAGAGCAAGAAGAUGAUCCCAGCGGCAGACCAGGCAAAGCAGAGAAAUGAAGAGGAGAGCGAGGCUGGCCCAUCAAGGCCAAAGCGGAAGAAGAAGCCCAGCUCCAGAUUUGAUUCGUCGACGUGGACAACCUGAUUCGGCAGCGCCGGCGGCCACCACCAUAUUCACAGAGAAGUAUAAGAAAUUAUACUUAACUAGUAGAACGCCAGUGCGUCGUCACGGGCAUUUUAAAAAUCUUGCUGGUUCAUCAUUAUCAUGUUCCACUAAAAGAAUAUGAGGUUUCCCCAAAAAAGAAUAUGAGCUUAAUGGAUACUAGUAAGUGUGCACGUGCAACGCACGUUUCUUUUAACGCACAAAUUAUACUCUUUUACA